ACAGAAGAAGAAGAAGAGUUUCCGGUGUACGUCACUGUGGAGAAAACAACAUGGAGGUGCACAUGGAUAAUCAAAGUUGAUAUUCUAGUUUGAGUGUCUGAAGAUCGUAUGUCAAGACUGCUCGCCAGGAGUACAACCACAUUUACAGUGAGCCAGCAGAUUUAGAAACAUGUCACUCUUGGGGAAGUUGAGACCGCUGAUGUCGUUUCUUCAGGUUUCGCCCGUCUCCCAGUGGACCACCCCCAUCCUCUCCAGGACGAUGGCCACCCUGAACCAGAUGCACCGGCAGGGCAAGCCCGCUCGACCGCCGCCGAAGUUCGGCGCUACGUUCGGACGGCCGCAGCUGAAAGCGGUGGUGCUAAAAACCAUGAUCCGCAAACCCAAGAAGCCCAACUCGGCCAACCGCAAGUGCGCCCGCGUCCGGCUGUCCAACGGCAAAGAGGCGGUGGUGUUCAUCCCCGGCGAGGGACACAACCUCCAGGAGCACAACGUGGUGCUGGUGCAGGGGGGCAGAACGCAGGAUCUGCCCGGCGUGAAGCUGACCGUGGUCAGAGGCAAAUAUGACUGUGCCCAUGUGGUGAAGAAAAAACAGUGAUUGAGGAAGAAGGGAUACUUGUUUGUGCACUGUAGUUCUUAUUCUGUGUUGUGUGUGUUUUAAUGUGUAAUAAACCUGGUAUUUGUCAGGUUGUA
Messenger RNA from Sardina pilchardus (European sardine), 690 nucleotides. It is a transcript of the gene mrps12, whose product is annotated as mitochondrial ribosomal protein S12. Bases 170 to 595 code for a protein of 141 amino acids. The transcript is spliced from 3 exons. The record is from RefSeq and is a predicted model, not a curated record. Gene Ontology annotation, biological process: translation. Gene Ontology annotation, cellular component: ribosome; small ribosomal subunit. Gene Ontology annotation, molecular function: structural constituent of ribosome. Lineage: Eukaryota; Metazoa; Chordata; Actinopteri; Clupeiformes; Clupeidae.